Messenger RNA from Tilletiaria anomala UBC 951, 1510 nucleotides. RefSeq lists its product as uncharacterized. The transcript has a single exon. Lineage: Eukaryota; Fungi; Basidiomycota; Exobasidiomycetes; Georgefischeriales; Tilletiariaceae. The record is from RefSeq and is a predicted model, not a curated record. The coding region runs from base 138 to 1352 and encodes 404 amino acids.
CUUUGAGAAGCGACCAUACACGGGUCUUUAGAUCCUUGAAGCGCUGCUCAGACGGCCGGAGCGCAGACUGCAGAGGGGGACGGCAGACGUGCGAGCGAGAACGAAAGAGAGAAAGAAAGAGAGAACGAACGCCGAGCAUGGCGUUCACAGACCCCCUUGUCCUCGGGCUAUCUGGCCUGGUCGUCGCCCUGUCAGCGGCGCUCUUCUUCAAGACCGCAGCGCCGGGCACUCGUCCCUCUUCUUUGCCUGCUGGUCAGGCUCAGGCCAGCAGCGCUGCGCAGUCGUUAUCAUCGGGCAAGUCCAAGAAGAAGAAAAGUAAGAAGCCGAGCUCGUCGACUGUCGGGGCCGCAGCGGAAGACAGCGGUCUCGCGAGCAAGCUCAAGGGCACAAGCCUGCCUGGUGGCUUCACUUCCGAUGCAGGAUCAGAUAUAUGCACUGCUGAAGGGGAGACGAGCAUCUCGAAGAAAAAGCAGGGCAAGGGCGGCAAGCAGUCUGCAAACAAGGGAAGCAAGCAAGCAGUUCAAGAACAGCAACGAGAGGCUCAGGCAGCCCGAGAAUCACAGAGCUAUGCGCAGACGGCAGCAGUGAGAGUGCAUAAUGUGCAAAUCACCUCAGCAUCCUCUCAAUCGAACGGCCAUGGCAAUGAUGCAUCAAACCCGCCUUCCCAUGACGAUCCAUCUGCAGUGCAAGAGCACGCGGGAGCAUGGCCGGACGUUGCGGCUUCAUCUAGCGAGAACUCGCAAGUAGAAUAUGCUCCAGUAUCUGCAGCGCCAAAAGAAGCGGAAUGGGAAAGCGUUUCUUCCUACAGCAAGAAGGCCGCACGUCCACCCUCAUCUUCCGGCGGGUCGGUCGCGUCGGUCCAGCUUGGCAACAGCCUUGGUGCCGGCGGCAGCUCUGCACCUGGGAAGUUCGCAUCGAAGAACCCAUUUGCUCUGCUGAAGGAACAGUUGCUUGAUGCGACCUCGAAUUCGACUUUAUCAGGCGGCAACACUGCGAAGGUUCUCAGCAUUCCAGCAACCAGCAGCAGCAGCUCCUCGGCCUCCCGGCCGACUUCUAGCACUUCGAAUUCGCGCGCCGGCGCCGGCGCUGCCUCCAACGCCAGCAGCGGUAGCAGUGCAAUGUCCAAGAAGCAGCGGCAGAACGCGGCGCGGCGCGAGGCGCAGAAAGCGGCCAAGGCGGAUGUGGAAGCAGCGCGCUUGCAGGCGCUCGCUCAGCACAAGCGCCAGCUGGAAGCGGAGCGGAUCAAGGACUUCUUCAGCAAAGGUGCUGGUGUGGGUCGUGGGGGUGCAGGAAGCGCUAGUGGGGGUCAGAAGGCUAGUGUCAAUCAGCAGGGCCAUCUCGUAUGGGAUUGAUUGAAGAUAUUGAGGCAUAUGGCCAACAUGUACCAGGACAUUCAGGCAGUCACGCCCACUGCAACGUAUCCAAUACUCAGUGGGCAAUCUGCUGAUCAUUGCAAGUAUAUUAGUGCAUUGCAUCACUACGACAGCCAAUGCAGUCAUCCAUUCAUUUG